Messenger RNA from Punctularia strigosozonata HHB-11173 SS5, 1045 nucleotides. RefSeq names its product eukaryotic phosphomannomutase. NCBI's taxonomy places the organism in Eukaryota, Fungi, Basidiomycota, Agaricomycetes, Corticiales, Punctulariaceae. Gene Ontology annotation, cellular component: cytosol. Bases 72 to 845 code for a protein of 257 amino acids. Gene Ontology annotation, biological process: mannose metabolic process; protein N-linked glycosylation; GDP-mannose biosynthetic process. The record is from RefSeq and is a predicted model, not a curated record. The transcript has 5 exons. Gene Ontology annotation, molecular function: phosphomannomutase activity.
UGGCGCUUGCGCUGCGGGCGUUGCAGAUCAAGCCUGCCAGCUCGCACGUCCGCCUGUUUCCUCCAUCGACGAUGACCUCCAGCGCAUUCGCUGACAGGCCCGUGAAGAAACUUGUCCUCUUCGAUGUGGAUGAGACACUCACCCAUGCGCGCCGGCAAGCGUCACCGGAGAUGAUUGAGACGCUGCAGCAGCUACGCAAGAAGGUCGCGAUUGGAUUUGUGGGCGGAUCGGAUCUGGUUAAGAUCUCAGAGCAGCUCGACACCCCGAGCACUCGCGCCAUUGAUGCGUUUGACUACGCCUUUGCCGAGAAUGGUCUGACGGCGUUCAAGCUCGGCAAGCCUCUGCCUACCCAAUCGUUCAUCAAAUACGUCGGCGAAGAGCGCUACAAAGUCAUGGUAAAGUUCAUCCUGCGCUACAUUGCGGACCUCGACAUACCCAUACAAAGGGGCACGUUCGUCGAAUUCCGGAAUGGCAUGGUUAACGUCAGCCCUAUCGGCCGUAACGCUACCAUGCAAGAGCGCUACGACUUCGCCGCCUACGACGCGGUUCACAAGGUCCGCGAGGCGUUUGUCAAGGUGCUUCGGGAGAAGUUCAGCGACUACGGCCUUACCUUUGCAAUCGGCGGUCAAAUAUCCUUUGACAUCUUCCCCACCGGAUGGGACAAGACCUAUUGCCUCCGCCACGUCGAAGACGAAAACUUCGAAGAGAUUCACUUCUUCGGCGACAAGACCCACCAGGGCGGGAAUGACCAUGAGAUCUUCUCCGAUCCGCGCACUAUCGGCCACUCUGUCCGGAACCCACAGCAUACCUUGGAGCUGCUCAGGGAACUUUUCUUGUCCGCUUAGGGAGAAAAGGAACAGUCAUUCGCAAUGGAUUGACUUCUCUUGGGUUCACUAGCUGCAUACGUAGAGGAAACAGAGGACCCUUGUUGCAUUAAGCCUCUACCCUGAGAGUGCGUCAAGAUAUAGUACUAUCACUGACCCAGAGUUCCUAUCGGAAACACUAUUUUGCGUGGGAUUCAUAUCUGGUGGUUCUAUUCCCUCUG